ACACUAGUCGCUGCCCCAGUGUGUGUCUGAAUCUUCCAGCGUCUCGUCAUCAUCCUCCCUCCCUCUGACAGGACCGGACCAGGAGCCGCAGGACCAGGAACAGCACCACGACUCGCACCCGGAUCCAAGUCAGCACAGGACAAAACAUGCAAGUCGUCGAGAAGUAUCACUGCCAGAUUCCGGGCUGCUCCAUCCAAGUCAGCAGGAUCAUGCGUCCCGAUGAUGCCAAUAUUGCAGGCAAUGUUCAUGGAGGUACAAUAUUGAAAAUGAUAGAAGAGGCUGGAGUCAUCAUUAGUACCAGGCACUGCAACAGGCAGAAUGAGGAACGCUGCGUUGCUGUGUUGGCUCGUGUGGAGCGCACAGACUUUCUCUCACCAAUGUCCAUUGGGGAUGUAGCACAUGUCAGUGCAGAGAUAACCUAUACGUCAAAGCACUCUGUUGAAGUCCAAGUUAAUGUGAUGGCUGAAAAUAUUCUCACAGGUGCUAAACGAUUGACCAACAGGGCAACACUGUGGUACGUGGCACUGUCCCUGGAGAAUGUAGAUAAAGUGGUUGAGAUUCCUUCUGUGCAGUAUACAAGUCCUGAACAGCAAGAAGAAGGUAGAAAGAGGUAUGAAGCUCAGAAACUGGACCGUAAAGAGACAAAACAAAGGAGUGAAGAUAUCAUCUUGCCUGCCAUCAAUGUGGAGCCAUAUACUGUAGGAUACAGCCAAUCUAGUCUGAUUCACCUUGUGGGACCAUCUGAUUGUGCCCUCCAUAAAUUCGUUCAAGGAGGUGUCACUAUGAAAUUGAUGGAUGAGGUAGCCGGUAUUGUGGCAGCUCGUCAUUGCAAGACCAACAUUGUGACUGCAUCUGUUGACGCAAUAAACUUUCAUCAGAAGAUUCAGAAAGGAUCUGUAAUGACUGUUUCUGGUCGAAUGACAUUUACUAGUAACAGGUCUAUGGAGAUUGAAGUUUUUGUGGAUGUUGACCAUGUCAUGGAAAGUCCAAAAGGAAAGGCUCCUGCUGUUACUGCAUUCUUUACUUAUGUUUCCUUGGACAAGGAAGGAAAAGCACUUCCUAUUCCUAUGUUGAAGAUUGAAACAGAAGAUGAAAAGAGACGGUUCGAAGAAGGAAGAAACAGAUACUUACUUACCAAAGCCAAAAGGAUGGCCCAAAUACAGAACAUUCAAUAAUGCACAAACCAUCAAUAGCCCAAGGCAGCUAAUGAGAAGUAUUUGACAUUCGGCACUGUAUUACUUGAAAACUAUUUAAGUCUUAAAUGUUAACCAAAGCACUAUUGUGUACUAUUUAAAACCUAAGUAGUAUUAUAUUUGAGCAAAUCUAUGCAUUCCAUUGAGAUAUUUGUGUUUGCAGGUAUUAUACUGUUGAAAAUAUAUCAUUACAGAAAUAAAUGCUGCCAGGCUUUGGCUUAUGAGAA
Messenger RNA from Rhincodon typus (whale shark), 1420 nucleotides. RefSeq names its product acyl-CoA thioesterase 7 (gene acot7). The coding region runs from base 147 to 1175 and encodes 342 amino acids. The transcript has 9 exons. Gene Ontology annotation, biological process: acyl-CoA metabolic process; palmitic acid biosynthetic process. The record is from RefSeq and is a predicted model, not a curated record. Gene Ontology annotation, molecular function: long-chain fatty acyl-CoA binding. Gene Ontology annotation, cellular component: nucleoplasm; extracellular exosome; cytosol. NCBI's taxonomy places the organism in Eukaryota, Metazoa, Chordata, Chondrichthyes, Orectolobiformes, Rhincodontidae.